Molecule: messenger RNA, 1515 nt
Organism: Penicillium canescens
Lineage: Eukaryota; Fungi; Ascomycota; Eurotiomycetes; Eurotiales; Aspergillaceae
Product: putative MFS transporter
Exons: 8
Coding region: 1-1515 (504 amino acids)
Biological process (GO): dipeptide transport; tripeptide transport; allantoate transport
Cellular component (GO): plasma membrane
Molecular function (GO): allantoate transmembrane transporter activity; dipeptide transmembrane transporter activity
Source: RefSeq, a predicted model, not a curated record
AUGUCUUCGAUAAAAGAGGCCGAGGCAGCUUUAUCGCCACCCCUCUCGACAGAAGGCUCCUCGGAUAGAGAUGAGAACUAUGAUUUCUACAAACAGCAUCAGGGUCUGGAAUAUACGCCAGAAGAAGCUAAAAGCGUUCUUCGAAAGAUUGACCUGCGAUUGAUCCCGCUAUUGUUUUUGAUCUACAUGCUUCAGUAUCUGGACAAGAACAGUAUCAACUUUGCCUCGGUAUACGGCUUGAAGACGGGGACUCACCUCAAGGGACAACAAUAUUCAUGGCUGAGCUCCAUUUUCUAUUUCGGGUACCUCAUCGCACAAUGGCCUGCGGGGUUAGCUCUGCAAAAGCUGCCCGUUGGGAAAUUCCUCUCUGUAACAACUCUUGUAUGGGGAGGUCUUCUCAUGACAACGCCGGCAUGCCAUAAUUUCGCCGGAAUCGCCAUCAACCGCUUCCUUCUCGGUGCGGUAGAAGCAGUCGUUAGUCCUGGAUUUGUCCUUAUGAUGGGUAUGUGGUAUACAUCCGAGGAACAACCUCUACGACUGGAAGCAUGGUACUGCACCAAUGGAAUUGCGACAAUGUUCGGAGGGUUAAUCGGAUACGCUGUCGGACACAUCACCACUGGACUUCCAAGAUGGAUGUAUGUUUUUCUCAUCUUUGGAGCGUUCUCUGUCGCAACGGGUAUUGCGGCUCUCAUCUUCCUCCCGGAUCUCCCAUCAACCGCCAAGUUCCUCACUGAGCGUGAGAAAGCUAUCGCGGUGGAGCGUGUUGCGAUUAACCGGCAGGGUGUGAAGAAUCAUCACUUCAAGUGGUACCAGGUCCGACAAGCGGCGCAAGACCCAAAGACGUGGCUUUUGUUUGUCAUGGCAAUUGGAGCGCAAGUUCCAAAUUCGGCUUUGACAAGUUUCACUUCCAUUAUCGUUGGAACCUUUGGAUUCGACACCCUUGGAACACAGUACCUCCAAAUUCCCGGUGGUGCCGUUCAAUUCCUCACUCUCCUUCUUGGUGGUUAUGUCGCAACUAAGUUCGAUGGUAAAUUCCACUCGCGAUUUGCAUGCAUGAUAUUUGCCUGCACGGUGUGUAUCAUUGGCUCAGCGUUACUUGUCGCACUUCCUAAUUCCAACAAAUGGGGUCGUCUUGUUGCGCUUUGGUUGUGUUAUUUCCAAGGCUUGGGCUUUAGCAUGAGUUUGACUAUUGUCAGCUCUAACAUUGCUGGGUACACGAAGAAGCAGGUUACGUCUGCUUUGCUGUUUACUGGCUACUGUGUUGGAAAUAUUAUUGGACCGCAGACCUUUAAGUCUAGUGAAGCCCCUGGUUACCACAGUGCUUAUAUUGCGAUGCUCGCUGGAUAUGCUGUGAAAUUGGCUGCGAUUGUUGCUCUAUACUUUUACAUGUAUCUUGAGAAUAAGCGCAGAGACAGAGAAGCGGUUGAUGGCCAGGAAGUUGAGGCUGAGGGUGUUGAGAAUGGAAUGCUGGACAAAACCGAGAUCGAAAACAAAGGAUUUAGAUACGUUUUAUAA